CAUUAGCUAUUCCUAAUAUCCUGCUUUCGUCUUCGAUUAUCUGUCCUCGGCAGUCGGAAAGCAAUAAGUAACAAGCUUUAGUAUUUGCAUUGCAAUUUUUACUCCAAUUUUAAUUAGGUAUAUCAAUAACUAUCUUUGUAAAUGAGAAAAUUAAACGGGUUUCAAAAGAAAUUAGAUUUGGAAAUUAACUUGUCAUAACUGAUACUAGCGUAUGUUGCAACUCCAACGUUGCAAUAAAAAAACUGUUUGCCUCACUUGUAAUGGACUUUUAUUUUCAAUUACAUCAACUCGCAAGGUCAAAAUAACAAUUUGGAUCGACAAUUAAUUUAUUUAAUUCAUUAGCUUUACACCUUGUAAGAUCAAUAAUACUGCAGAAGGAAUACAGAAACAUUUCAUACAGAAAACAUAUUCCAGAUAACGCAUUUUGAUUGGUUAUUUCUAUAUUUAAGAACAUCCCACUAAGUAAACGUAAACAAUCAAGUGGAAUUGAUAUAAGAAGAUAAUCGUGAACCGUUCUUGUAUUUACUCUGGAAUGACAGAUUCUUUUAUUCAAACCUAAGGUCAUUUGGAAUAAGCCUGAACAGUUAUAGUAUAAAUCGGAAAAAAAAUAUAAUGGAGGGAUACUAGUUCAAAAGAUACGGAUUUGGUUCUGGAGUCGUUGUGUGUAUGUGUUUUUUAACUAUAUAUUAUGAAUACAUUAAAGAAGGCACGCUAGAAUAUUAGGAAACAAACGAAAUAUUAAAUAUUUACGUUUCACAUUUAAUCGUCUAUAUCCUUUGUUAAUUUCAACUUUACUUUCGAAGAUUUUUGUACAUUCCUCCUUGAUAAAUGGAUUUAAUUCAAUAUCCAAUUGAAAUAAGUAUAUAAGAGAAGAUUUAUACAAUAUACUCUAGUUUUAUUUAGGAAAUCGACAUCUAAGUCAAAAAGCGAAGACUGAAAGAUAAACGUCAGCAUCAAUCAGUUAUAACACAGUUAAAAUAUUCAAAGAAAUUUUUGAAUUAAUCGAGUAGAACUAAUAUGAUUGACUUCUAGAAAUUACAAAAUUGCUCAUUGUGUAACCGAACUGUAUUGCAUUCGUAAACAAAACAUAUAAUCACAAAGGAGACAAGUUAAUUUGAUUUAUCGUCAACCACUUCGGAGGUUAACCUGGCUUUCCUCAUAUAAAAUAUUACUUUUAAUUAACAUUCUAAGGAAGUUCCUUAAUCAUGGAACACGUUCAGAAUUGUACAGUGCUUACAGUGAAUACAUCAACAGACAAUUCAACUUUCAUAGAAAUGGCAAUGAAAAUAGAAAGGAUGCAGCAACUGUUAUAUGGAGUAAUCGUUCCAAUGGUUUGUGCCUUUGGGUUUGUUGGUAAUAUCCUAAACGUAAUAGUAUUUACAAAAAAGAAAAGCAACAAGACGUUAGAUGACGUUGAAUACUGCACAACUAUAUGCCUGGUGGCUUUGGCAAUAUCGGACAUGAUGUUUUGUCUGACAACUUUCCCGAAUGCGUUUCUGUUACAACGACAUCUUUAUCAGAGGUCAGAAUUCAUGCUUUAUUAUCGGAUGUACAGUAUCACUGUCAUAAGCACAUUUAUUAUGAGUAGUACAAUGAUGACAGUGCUGACUGCAUUUAUGCGUUACCUGGCAAUCUGCCAUCCGUUCCGCUCCAGACAAUUCAUUACAAUUAAAUCAACAAUAACCGCCAUUGUGAUUGCAUAUCUUAUAUCAUUUGCAUUCAACAUACCGUACAUAUGGCGUUUUCGAACGGUAAAUUACUGCAUAAAUAUAGAUUAUCUAGUAACAAUUGAGAAUGGAACUUUAUUUUUUAAAACUACGUUUGUUUAUGUCUACAAAAUACUUUGGGCUAUAUGCGGAAACUUUAUUCCACUGAUAGUACUCUUGUAUUGCAACAUCCGACUGAUCAAAGCAUUGCAUUUGAGCAAACAACUACGCUUACUCCAUAGUCGUGACGACACUUCCUGUCUAUCUGCGCACAGACGAAUAAACAUUACCCUGAUCACGAUCAUCAUACUAUUCUUUAUACUGGUGGCUCCAUCAGAGAUAACAAAGUUUAUCUUUUACAUCAUGAAAGAGCAUACAACAGAUUUAUACACAUACAGAGUAGUUUCUGACGUCACGAAUACACUACAGUCUAUUAACUUCUCGGUCAACUUCAUUCUGUACUAUGUGAUUAUUGCUCCAUUCCGUAAAACCCUCCAUGAAUUCGUGUGCGCAUUUAAAAGACCAAAACGUAACACAAUGACACGUGAUCGUUCUUCAAAUAGCGGGAAACAAACCGUUGUAUUGUUAUCUAUCAGAGAUCCAAACAAGUUGUAAGAACAAUAUUAUUCUUUUUUGUUUUAUUUUCAAAAUAAAAGUUUAUUUCAAAUUUUG
Mytilus californianus (California mussel) is the source of this 2378-nucleotide messenger RNA. Its product is annotated as lysophosphatidic acid receptor 6-like. Gene Ontology annotation, cellular component: membrane. The transcript is spliced from 2 exons. Gene Ontology annotation, biological process: G protein-coupled receptor signaling pathway. The record is from RefSeq and is a predicted model, not a curated record. Lineage: Eukaryota; Metazoa; Mollusca; Bivalvia; Mytilida; Mytilidae. Bases 1206 to 2321 code for a protein of 371 amino acids. Gene Ontology annotation, molecular function: G protein-coupled receptor activity.